Entamoeba invadens IP1 is the source of this 1125-nucleotide messenger RNA. RefSeq lists its product as hypothetical. Gene Ontology annotation, biological process: poly(A)+ mRNA export from nucleus. The record is from RefSeq and is a predicted model, not a curated record. Bases 1 to 1125 code for a protein of 374 amino acids. Lineage: Eukaryota; Evosea; Mastigamoebida; Endamoebidae. Gene Ontology annotation, cellular component: nucleus. Gene Ontology annotation, molecular function: RNA binding. The transcript has a single exon.
AUGAGAAUGGACUUCCCGUAUCUCAGAUUCUUGAACGGCCGUCCGUUCGAAUACCAAAACAAAUUCCCCGUCAUGUAUACCCCACACUUCUUAACUAUUCAACCGGGAAGCAUCCUUUCUAUUCAGAACUAUAACGAAAUCAAAAGAUACUUCACCGAGUUCUUUGCGAAACAAGACACUAAACAAUCAAUAAUGGGAUAUUACUUGGACACUUGCACACUCUCCGUAUCAAAUCAUGGAGUUACCCUUGACGAGGAAAUGCAGAACGCAGUGAGAAAUUUGAAGAACCCCUUGGAAGACAUGAACGAGUACAGUAAACGUAUAAUGAUUGGACAUCGCAUUGAACGGUUCUAUAAGAGUCUCACAACAAAGCACUCCUUUGAAAAAAUGACAUUUGACUACAUGACAGUGGGUGACGGGGAUGGUCGGUUGAUGAACAUCUUAUUCAGUGGGCAAUUUGAACUCUUUGGAAGAGACACGUCGUUUUAUAGAACGUUUCUAUUGAGGAACUACUCAUAUAUGACUACAGAGAGGGAAGUCGGCAGUAAUGUACCGAUUCAAGUCCCUCACACACAAAUUAAAAUCAUCGCAGAACACUUACAUGUAACAAAUGGGUUGAUGCCCGCAGCUGUCCCAGCAACAAUCGAUAUGUUAAACAACAUCAAUGAAAUCAGCAGCCAAUUGAAAAAGGAAGACCCCGAACUGAUUUAUAUGAUCGGGAAACCAGUAGGACACAAUGUAGAAAUGACUAAGUCGAUGCUUGGAACGUACCACUUUGUCAAAAUCAAUGGAAAGUACAAUGACGCGGAAACACUCGAAAUGUGCAAAAAGGUCAAAUACAACUUGGGGGAAUUCAUGCAGCAGAAAUUUGAGGAAAGCGUCCAAAUCGACGAACACAAAAAACCAACAGGAGUCACACCAGAACAAGGGCAACUCCUCUUUUGGGCGUAUUUGGAACAACAAAAUGGACAACUCCCACACCAACAACAACUACUAAAUGGGCAAGAACUCCUUCAACAACAGAAAUUCUGUCCUCAAACCGCUUUCUUCCAACAACGACAACAAUCAAACACACAAUCUACCCAAACAACCUUAAACAACACCUCUCUAAUGGAAGUCGAAUAA